Messenger RNA from Thrips palmi, 783 nucleotides. RefSeq names its product ubiquitin-fold modifier-conjugating enzyme 1 (gene Ufc1). Gene Ontology annotation, cellular component: cytoplasm. Gene Ontology annotation, biological process: protein K69-linked ufmylation. NCBI's taxonomy places the organism in Eukaryota, Metazoa, Arthropoda, Insecta, Thysanoptera, Thripidae. The record is from RefSeq and is a predicted model, not a curated record. The transcript has 4 exons. Gene Ontology annotation, molecular function: UFM1 conjugating enzyme activity. Bases 136 to 639 code for a protein of 167 amino acids.
GCUUUCCUAUGUUGAUGUUGUCUUCCAGCACCUCUCACUCUACAGGGGUUGAUGAUGUGUUCAAGCAGACGAAGGGUUUAGUUGAAAUUUUACAUCUACUGAUUCGUAUUCCUGAUCUGUAGUGUUGAAGGCAAGAUGGUUGAUGAAUCGACGAGAAAAACUCUAAGCUGUAUUCCUCUGUUAAAAACUAAAGCGGGUCCCCGUGAGAAAGAACUAUGGGUGCAGAGGUUGAAAGAAGAGUAUCAAGCUCUCAUUCAGUACGUUCAAAACAACAAAAGUGCUGACAAUGAUUGGUUCAGACUAGAGUCUAACGAACAAGGGACUCGUUGGUUCGGAAAGUGUUGGUAUAUACAUAAUCUUCUGAAAUAUGAGUUUGAUGUUGAAUUUGAUAUUCCGGUGACAUAUCCUUCAACAGCACCAGAAAUAGCAUUACCAGAGCUGGAUGGCAAAACUGCUAAGAUGUACAGGGGUGGAAAAAUUUGUCUGACAGACCAUUUUAAGCCCCUCUGGGCAAGAAAUGUUCCUAAAUUUGGUAUCGCUCAUGCUAUGGCUCUUGGGCUUGGACCCUGGUUAGCUGUGGAAAUUCCUGACAUGAUUGAGAAGGGUGUCAUACAGUAUAAAGAAAAGACAGAAGGGUAAGAUAAGAAUGAAUAUUUUCUUAGAACACGUAAGUCCAAAGAGGACAAAAUGCAUUUCUUUUUGGCACUACCCUAAGGCAUUGGUAUCGGUUUGGUUGAAUGUGCCUGCUCUGCAAGUAUUGUAAAUAAAACAUAUUUUUUUAAA